Messenger RNA from Symphalangus syndactylus (siamang), 5304 nucleotides. RefSeq names its product serine palmitoyltransferase 1-like. Gene Ontology annotation, cellular component: endoplasmic reticulum. Gene Ontology annotation, biological process: sphingosine biosynthetic process; ceramide biosynthetic process. Gene Ontology annotation, molecular function: serine C-palmitoyltransferase activity; pyridoxal phosphate binding. The record is from RefSeq and is a predicted model, not a curated record. Lineage: Eukaryota; Metazoa; Chordata; Mammalia; Primates; Hylobatidae.
UGAGCAGCGACGCGCACUUUUAGGACGUGCUUGUGACCCGCCUUCCGGAAGGAAGCGGCUAACUAUGGCGACCGCCACGGAGCAGUGGGUCCUGGUGGAGAUGGUACAGGCGCUCUACGAGGCUCCUACUUACCAUCUUAUUUUGGAAGGGAUUCUGAUACUCUGGAUAAUCAGACUUCUUUUCUCUAAGACUUACAAAUUACAAGAACGAUCUGAUCUUACAGUCAAGGAAAAAGAAGAACUGAUUGAAGAGUGGCAGCCAGAACCUCUUGUUCCUCCUGUCCCAAAAGACCAUCCUGCUCUCAACUACAACAUCGUUUCAGGCCCUCCAAGCCACAAAAUUGUGGUGAAUGGAAAAGAAUGUAUAAACUUCGCCUCAUUUAAUUUUCUUGGAUUGUUGGAUAACCCUAGGGUUAAGGCAGCAGCUUUAGCAUCUCUGAAGAAGUAUGGCGUGGGGACUUGUGGACCCAGAGGAUUUUAUGGCACAUUUGAUGUUCAUUUGGAUUUGGAAGACCGCCUGGCAAAAUUUAUGAAGACAGAAGAAGCCAUUAUAUACUCAUAUGGAUUUGCCACCAUAGCCAGCGCUAUUCCUGCUUACUCUAAAAGAGGGGACAUUGUUUUUGUAGAUAGAGCUGCCUGCUUUGCUAUUCAGAAAGGAUUACAGGCAUCCCGUAGUGACAUUAAGUUAUUUAAGCAUAAUGACAUGGCUGACCUCGAGCGACUACUAAAAGAACAAGAGAUCGAAGAUCAAAAGAAUCCUCGCAAGGCUCGUGUAACUCGGCGUUUCAUUGUAGUCGAAGGAUUGUAUAUGAAUACUGGAACUAUUUGUCCUCUUCCAGAAUUGGUUAAGUUAAAAUACAAAUACAAAGCAAGAAUCUUCCUGGAGGAAAGCCUUUCAUUUGGAGUCCUAGGAGAGCAUGGCCGAGGAGUCACUGAACACUAUGGAAUCAAGAUUGAUGAUAUUGAUCUUAUCAGUGCCAACAUGGAGAAUGCACUUGCUUCUAUUGGAGGUUUCUGCUGUGGCAGGUCUUUUGUAAUUGACCAUCAGCGACUUUCCGGCCAGGGAUACUGCUUUUCAGCUUCGUUACCUCCCCUGUUAGCUGCUGCAGCAAUUGAGGCCCUCAACAUCAUGGAAGAGAAUCCAGGUAUUUUUGCAGUGUUGAAGGAAAAGUGCAGACAAAUUCAUAAAGCUUUACAAGGCAUUUCUGGAUUAAAAGUGGUGGGGGAGUCCCUUUCUCCAGCCUUUCACCUACAACUGGAAGAGAGCACUGGGUCUCGCGAGCAAGAUGUCAGACUGCUUCAGGAAAUUGUAGAUCAAAAAAGCCUCUUUGCCCUGAGAGAGAAGAGGGUAGAAAGGAAGAUGCUGGUGACCCGCUCUUGACAUGGAAUCCUAAUCUUCCAGGUCCUUCCUAGCUUCUGGCCAUGGUAACAGGCAGCAGGCCCUCCCAUUGGGUCAAUAUGUGGCUCCCUCCAAAGAUACUCUGUUUUGUACCACUUUGCAUUUAAAUAUACUUGGCCUCUCCUGAAAAAUUAGCCUUGCAGAAAACUCACUUGCUCACCAUUUUACAAAGCCAGGCUUUCCUAUGUGUAGUUGGGGGAGGCAUUGUGUGUGGGCAUCGCACACAUUCCUCCUGGACGGCUGGCUGUCCCCGCAGCACAGCUCAGGGACAGUCCACUCACAGUCACCCUGAAGUCAGGAUGCUCUUGUAAACGGAAAGGAAGACCACUUUUUAUAACAUGCCUAAUUUGGGGAGAUUUAUUUACAUUUAUUUAUCUUCCAAAAGUUAUUUUACUACUAAUUGUCUAUGAAGCACGUCACCAGGGAAAACCGCUUGCCCCUUUUCAUCCAGUAGCACUGCCCCUCCAGAGUGCUUGCUGCCCUGGGCACGCGGGUUUACAGUGGUUCAGAGCCAACAGAAGUUUCUUUAAAAAGGGGGAGGAAGGGCCGGGCGCGGUGGUUCACGCCUGUAAUCCACCCUCCUGGAGCCAUGCUGCUCAGAAGAAAUAUUACGUGAGCCACAUAUGUAACCUUAAAUUUUACAGUAACAACAUUCAACUACAAAGAAAUAGGUGAAAUUGAUUUUAAUAAUACAUUUUAUUUUAUCCAGUGUGUCAAAAAAUUGUUUGAACAAUAAUGCAGAUAAAAAUCAUUGAGAUAGUUCACAUUGUUUUCCAUGGUAAAUCUCCAAAAUCUGGUGUGUCAUGUUGUCUAAUCACGGCACAACUCAAUUCGGCCUCGCCAUGUUCAGGUGCACAAUCAUCGUGUGUGGCCCACGGCUGCUGUCCUGGACAGCACAGGACAAGUGAACACAAACGCCCUCCCUGCCCUUCUCCUCCCACAUCUGCUAGCCUGUAAGAGGAGGAAGCAGCCCUUCCUGGGUUCAGUGUGGUGGUUCAUGGUGGCUGAGACGGGCCAGAAUCCCAGGGCUGCUCUGAGGGAAGGAGCUCAGUCUGGGCUCUGGCCUCCUCUCUUGAAGAAAUGGAGAUGUGACAAGGUGUGGUGGCUCAUGCCUGUAAUCCCAGCACUGUGGGAGGCUGAGGUGGGUGGAUCACGAGGUCAAGAGAUUGAGACCAUCCUGGCCAACAGGGUGAAACCCUGUCUCUACUAAAAAUACAAAAAUUAACUGAGUGUGGUGGCACUCGCCUGUAGUCCCAAAUUACUCGUGGGGCUGAGGCAGGAGAAUCACUUGAACCCAGGGGGCAGAGGUUGCAGUCAGCCAAGCUCGCAUCACUGCACUCCAGCCUGGCGACAGAGCGAGACUCCAUCUCAAAAAAAAAAAAAAGAAAAAAAAGAAAUGGAGAUGGGCUCAGCACUUUGGGAGGCUGCGGCAGGAGGAUCACUUGAGCCCAAGAGUUCAAAACUACUCUGGGGAAGAUAGUGAGACUUUGGGUCUACAAAAACAAAAAAGCAAAACAAAACAAAACAUUAGUCAGAUAUGGUGGCACAUGCCUGUAGUCCAGCCGCUAGGAAGGCUGAGGUGGGAAGACUGCUUGAGCCCCAGGGGUUGAGACUGCAGUGAGCUGUGAUCAUGCCACUGUACUCCAGCCUGGGUGACAGAGGAGACUGUUUCAAAAAUAGAAAAAAGAAAAGGGACUGGGGGAGAUUGUGAAGACUAAUACACAUGAGGACUUACAGUAGGACUUGGCCCAGAGUAAAGAGCAAAAUACACCAGCCCUCGUGCUCUACACGGCCUUUUUGUUUGUUUUUGAGACAAGGUCUCCUCUGUUGCCCAUGCUAGAGUGCAAUGGCAUGAUCUCAGCUCACUGCAACCUCUGCCUUCUGGGUUCAAGCAAUUCUCCUGCCUCAGCCUCCCAAGUAGCUGGGACUACAGGCACCCACCACCAUGCCCGGCUAAUUUUUUGUAUUUUAAUAGAGACGAGGUUUCACCAUGUUGCCCGGGGUGGUCUCGAACUCCUGAGCUCAGGCAAUCCUCCCACCUUGGCCUCCCAAAGUGCUGGGAUUACAGGCAUGCGCCACCGUACCAGACCUCCACACAGUCUUGUUUUGUCUCACCAAGCCAAUGGCUAGAGUUGUCCCCAAAAUGGUGGCAGGGGAAUUCCCAGAAGGGAGUGCCCCAAACCAUCCCAAGAUGGGGUCAGUUGGGAUUCCAAAGAAAAGCACUAAUGGCAGGGUGAUUAGUCCAAAACAUUAUUAGAGGAACCUGUGUACAGAGGCUGCAGCAGUACGUUUGAGGGACAGCAAGAGACAAGGAGCUUCUCCAGCAAGGGGACUGGAGUUUACGGAUGUCAGGGUUGAAGGAAUUUAUCUCAAGGCCAGAGUCAGUUUCUUUCUGUGUUUUAGGCAAACAACCUAGAUAUCUCUAUCAAUGCUGAGGCCCAGCUUUGGGUUCAAACCUGCAGGGAAAAACCUGUAGCUGGCUGCAUCAUAGAGUGGUCAAGGCGCUCUGUGAUCUUUGGUCAAGAAUGUUAGGGGGCCAGGCGCAGUGGCUCAUGCCUGUAAUCCCAGCACUUUCGGAGGCCGAGACAGGCGGAUCAUUAUGCUACAUGGGAAUGCCUUUGUUUAACCUGGGGAUCUUGAAUCAUACUGAAUAGCCUUGAUAGUAUGAUUUAUGGCUGGGGUGGGACAAAUCUAUAUAGCCUUAUGGUGUGGGGGGGGCACAACACAUCAGAAAUACCAACAAUGUGAUUUAGGGUGGAGGUUUUGGGUUAUGCAUGAUCAGCUGACCUAGAGACUGCGAUUAACCACAUGGACAAUCAAUCAUGGAUAUGUAAAGCAGCCUCAAUAAACACUCUGGGUUCCAAGGCUUGGGUGCGCUUCCCUGGCUGGCAAUACUCUGUGCAUACUGUCACACACUGAUGCCAGUAGAGAAUGCUUUCUGACUUCAGAGAGACAGGACAAGAGCUGUGUUUGGUACUUCUCCCAGGCUCUGCCCUGUUCUCUUCCUUUGGCUGAUUUUGAUCUUUAACAUUUCCCUGUCGUUAACUGUAACCACGAAUACAAUAGCUUUCAUUGAGUUCUGAAUCGUUCUAGCAAAUUAUCUAACCUGAGGGUUGGUUUUAGGAAUCCUCCAGGCUUACAAGUACUUCUUCUAUUCACUCCGACUUCUACCAACCAGUCACUUUUUACCUUCCAGAUGCCAACUGUGGGGGGAAGAGUUGCUUAGCAACGUGGAAAAGGGAGAAGCUAUAAGGCUUCCCAGUGUUCAUGCGAUUGUCCCUAUUUCUGUGCCUCUUCCACCUUUCAUCCCAGAGGUAACUGGUGCUGUGAAUUCUGAAAUGUAAGUAAGUUUAUUAGUUUCUCCACUGAUUUAGAACUGGGGUUUCCUGGGUCUACCAAGUUAGUUAACACCGUCUAUCUGCUUUCCAAUUCCCCAAGUUAUGUUUGUUUCCUCUAUUUUCUCCAACUUGUGGGUUUUUGUGUGAAUACAUCUGUUGCAGCAGCCAUAGGGAUGUAUCAUUCAGAUCUCCCUUCAGAAGAAUCUGACGUGACGAGUGUAGUUGGUACUUUCAGAUCCAUCAAGGCAUUUGUGCGAAGGCCACGCUCCCCUUGGUCUCCUCCCAGACACUGACUUGAGGAAGUCAGAGAAACAAAGCCAGGCUAUUUCUGCCCAAUUCUGAACUCUACUAAAAGGAAUCCUUGCCUGGGAACUCUCCAUUGGCCUGAUCAAGACUUCGUCUUACAGAGUUGCACUGCAGUCUAAGUUUUUGCUAAUCAAUCUUCGUUUUCUCUUUUUACAGGUGUCAGACCCACACUGCAGUCUGAAGGCUCUCUCGACCUACGCUUGCUCCAUCUCCCGUUUAUCCUCCAUUUAUGUUUCCUCUAAUAAAUUCUUGCACAUCUAA